GAGAGCCCCAUGGAGUUUGUGGGACAACCAAGACUUUCUGGGGCCUGUAAUUUCUUAGAGGUGCCAGGCCUCAGCUCUUUGGAUGUGGACGGUGAUGAGGGUGAAGUGGUCAUCAACAUCAGGCCCAAAUCCUCUCCUCUCCCACGGAGAAAGAGCUCCAUCACUGACGAGGACUCAGAGCCUGAGCCACCCCUCUGUGGCUCCAGGAGAGUGUCCUUUGCAGACUCCAAAGGCCUCAGUUUGGUACAAGUGAAGGAAUUUGACUCACGGGAUGUACCCAAGCUGCCAGGGUAUGACUCCUUCCCUUCUGAGGGUGAAGGUAAAGAGGCAGAGGAAUACUUCCUAUCUCCUCUCACUUUCUCCCUUCCGUUGUCGACUGAGGAGCUGUUCAUCAAAGUGCGGGACCAGAAAGUGGAGCUGGAGUCAAUCGAGUUACUUCCUGGGACCACAAUACUGAAAGGAGUGAUCCGUGUCCUCAACAUCUCCUUUAGUAAGGCAGUAUACAUCCGAACCACUUUAGACACCUGGUCCACUCACUUUGACCUCCUGGCGGAGUACAUCCCCGGUUCCAGUGACGGUGAGAUGGACUGUUUCUCAUUCAAGCUCACCUUAGUGCCCCCAUUCGGGGAGCAGGGAGCCAGAGUUGACUUUUGCCUGCGGUACGAGACUCCACUGGGGACAUUCUGGUCCAACAAUAACAACAGGAAUUACGUGCUGUUCUGUCACCAGAGAAUGAAACACAAACCACAGAAGGAAAAUGUGAACAAGAAAAGCUGCCUAAAGACUGUCAGUCAGAACUUCUCCUCUGUGGAAGACAUUACAGCCAUGGACGUUUCAUUUCAGGACAAUAUUUCAGCAGUUGUGUCAAAACAUGGAGAGGAAGUGGAUGAGAUGAAAGCCAAGCAAAUCUCUGAUGGUCAGUCAGGAACAACAGUGGAAGAUGAGCAGAAAUUAAAGACUGAGAAGAGACAAAACAGCAGCCGAAGAAGUCGCAGAAAGGCUGCUCGGAUGGCCCGGGUGAGGGAAUACUUUGCUCAGAGAGAUGGGGAAGCGAAUGACACUGAAAGGUAUGAAUCACCUCCAGAAGCAGAACAGGCAGCACAAGCAGAAAACCCAAAGGAAAGGUGCUCAGACAUGCAGUCAUUUUCUGAGGGGAGCAGAAAAUCAGAGCUUUCUCAGCUUGUUUCUGUGUCUCUGGAAACACACAGCAAAUCCCUGCUUGAUGUUCUACAUGAUACGUCACCAGCACAUGGCAACACAUCUAACCGCGAGCCAGAGAAAUCUGAGAGCAACAAUUUGGCUGAGUCAGCCACAUUAACAGGAGGUGAGAGUGCCACAAAUAUCCCAGAGAAUCCGCUGCAUUCAAAUGAUGAGCCUGCUCCUGCACAAUGCCAAAAUAUCAACACGUCUGUCUCCAAAGCUGAGGGGAAAAGUCAGAAGCAAGGCACAAGUUAUAAAUGUACUAACAACAAUUCAGCUGAACCAGCUGACAGUGUUAUUUCAGCGGUGAUCAGCGAAAGCCUUGUUAGCCAGACCAGCAGCCACACAUUUGGAACGGUGGUGGCUCCACUGUAUCAUCAGAUGUUUGGCAGAGUGGGAAGUGAAAGUCAGAGCGUAGGUGACUGGGGAAAUCCUGUGGGGGCUACACUGAAUAUUGGAGACUUAACUCAAAGUUAUCCUCAUACUGAAAGAAAAGAAAGCAGCUGCACAGUUCCAACAGAUGUUAGAAAUAAUAAUGACAAAGUUCAGGGAAAUGUGAUCAAGAUUCAGGAAUCAAACCAAGGAUGCUUAGAUACCACUGGAAAUAGUCCUCCCGCUGAGGAAGAACAGAUAAAUUUGAGCGUGACAGCAGAUGACAGCCUGGACUAUGCAGAAACUUUGCAGGAUCUAUGUGAGAUUAUCAGGUCAGACCAGCAAUGCACAAAUACAUCUGAAGUUACAAAAACUCUAUCUGGAGAUACAGAAGUAUGUUCACAUGCUGUGAACAUUUUACAUUCAGAUUUGUUGAAUGCACAAAUAGCCACUCAGAGUUUAUAUCUCCAGGGAGAAGCACAGGAAGACAAUCUGACAUGUGACCUCCAAAACCAAACUACAGCAGAAGCAGCACAGGCUCAGCUGCCAGAGCAUAUGUGUUCACAAAUUAAAACAAAUCUAAAUAAAACACAUUCACAAACUGAAGCUCAAGAAGUCAUGGCCAGUUUAGAAAUUUCAUUUCUGCCAACUCAGCCUUCUCAGAGUGUGUCAGAGCAUGUUAGUAAUGAUACAAACCAACAGACCAGCAAAGGUGGUGGAGAAAAUGAGUCAAACAAAGACGAUGACAUUGGCAAAACCAUAACAAUAUCAACAACCAGUGCAUCUUCAGAGGCAGAUAACCCUUCAGAUCCUUUUCAUAAUUUGAAUCCCAAUCAAAUCAAUCAUUCAGCUGCAAAAGAAAUCACAAAUAGCCACGGAUCUUGUUGUGAAAUUGUAGUGGAAGAGCAUUUCUCAACACCUAAUACAUCUCUGGAAACUCAGGAGGAAACCAAAAAUGUGGAAGAAAGAGAUAAGUUGACUAACAAUUCGUGUGAAGAUGAAACAGAACAUUCAGCUGUAACUGAGGUUAGUGAUGAUGCAGCUGAGUCAGUGACAAAAGCAGUGAGAAGCAACUAUCACACACAUGAUGACAUGUUUGUGGAGCUGAAAGAUGAAGGCACUUUAAAAGAUGAGCCAAUUAUUGCUUCAGAGGGAUUAGAAAAAACGGAGCAUUGUGAAAUGGAAGCAGCUGUCUUAAAACAGGAGGAUUUCAGUUUAGCAGACACUACUGAGGUAAAAAACUGGGAAAUGAUGGUUGAAGAGGAGGAGAAGAAUAUAUUAACAGAUCAAGAGGAAAAUGAGGCAACGGGUUUAAAAGUGGACACUGAAACAGUGGAGAAAGACCAAGGAGGACAGUUAGAGGAUGCAGGGAUAGAGACAUCAUUAGAACAUAGAGAUACCAGAGAGAAGGAAAAAGAGAAGACACAGGAAGAACUGGUGGAGGAGCUCAUAGCUGCAGGGGAGAAUGGGACCAAGGCUGAAGGUGCUGUGUGGUUAGAGGACAAGGAGAGAGCUGGAGAGAAGGAAAUCUGGGAGAUUAUGGCUGGAAAAGAUAGGGAAGAGGCUGAGAAAGACUUAGGAUAUUUUCAAGCCACAAAGACAGAAAAGGAGGAAGAAACAGCUGUGGAGAUGGAAGCAGAGAAGAGAGAAGAACAAGAGGAGACAGAGAUAGAGAUAGAAAAAUGCACCGCACAAAUGCAAGAGGUCAAUAUCAGAAGGACGAAUGUCCAAGAAAAAGAGGAGAUAGAGGGGGAGGAAGAAAUGGAAAUUGUUUUGAACACUAGAGACAAAGCCAGUGUUGUGUGGGAGGAUCAGGUACAACCAAGGGAGGAAAACAUAGAAGAGGAGAAUCCAAAGUACAGGGAGGAAAUUGCAGUUGAUGAAGCAGCAGACUCAGAGAUUGUAGAUGCAGACUCAGAGGGCAUGACAAUAGAGGGUGGGGAAGAUGAAGUAUGGUGUUUUGAAGAGAGGUUAGACAUUACACAAAACAAGGUUGAGGAUAGUUUGUCUGCUCCGGUGAACAGUCUGCAGGACAAGGGAGUGACAGACAAAGAAAAUAUGAGGAAGGGGGAAAAUGCACACAUCCCAAGUGAAAUACAACCUUAUGAAGAGGAGGAUUUUCAAAGCGCAGAGAAUGUUACACAUGAUCGAUCAGAGGCUGAGAAUGAAUUCUCCGGUAUGGUCGCAGACUCGUGCAUUUCAGCAGCUGAACCUGAAAAUGACCAAACAAGCCACGACAGCGCUUCAGCAGAGUCCGACUCAGACGAUGAGGUGGAGUUGUACAUGCACUGUCUGAGGGCUGUUCACACUGGGGCACAGGCCACUAAAGACAGAAACAAAGAUGCAGGUCUUAGUGUGGGUAAAAGACCCUCAGUAAGCAGAAGCAAACUGCUGUCCACACCCAUGCCCUCCAUAAGUGAGUCUCUGGAUGAGGAACAACACCUCAGCUGCCUUCAGGGCAAUCAUGAAGACAUGGACAGAGCAGAUAUCCAUCCCACAGCACCGUCAGGUGGAAAGGAAAGCAUCAAUAGGAAUGGUUUAUGGUGGAAAGAGACUUUUUCCUGUAGCAAUAUCUCAAAAAUGUUGUUAUACACCACUUUGUUAGUGGUAUUUUUAGUUGUGGCAUACCAUUAUGAUUUCCUUGCCUGCUUUGGACUCUACUUGAUAUCAGUGUUUUGGCUCUGCUGUCAAGAAGAGAGACGACCAGUUAAGAACACGAACAGAAUUGGCUGAAUUAAGAU
Toxotes jaculatrix (banded archerfish) is the source of this 4313-nucleotide messenger RNA. RefSeq names its product protein phosphatase 1, regulatory subunit 3Ab (gene ppp1r3ab). Gene Ontology annotation, biological process: regulation of glycogen biosynthetic process. Lineage: Eukaryota; Metazoa; Chordata; Actinopteri; Toxotidae. The record is from RefSeq and is a predicted model, not a curated record. Gene Ontology annotation, cellular component: protein phosphatase type 1 complex. Gene Ontology annotation, molecular function: glycogen binding; protein phosphatase 1 binding. The transcript has 4 exons. The coding region runs from base 10 to 4305 and encodes 1431 amino acids.